Messenger RNA from Danaus plexippus (monarch butterfly), 1929 nucleotides. Its product is annotated as lactosylceramide 4-alpha-galactosyltransferase-like. The record is from RefSeq and is a predicted model, not a curated record. The coding region runs from base 281 to 1318 and encodes 345 amino acids. Gene Ontology annotation, molecular function: hexosyltransferase activity. NCBI's taxonomy places the organism in Eukaryota, Metazoa, Arthropoda, Insecta, Lepidoptera, Nymphalidae. The transcript has 3 exons. Gene Ontology annotation, biological process: glycosphingolipid biosynthetic process.
UAUGUAUAGACAACUUACCGGCUGACGGCUUUCACAGGCGCCGCGAAAUAUUUGUUAAAUGUUCAUUAUUCUGUGUUUUUAAAACGUUGUUUGUAAUAAAUCAGUGUGAAUAAGGUAAUAACUAAAUAAAUUAUGAAUAGAAAUAUUUUAUGUCAACAGAUUACCAUUGACAGAACGCAACACGUGUUUCGAAAUGAUACUAUUUGUGCGCUUCGUUCAGUGUUUUUUUAAAUACAAUAACGAUCAUACAUUCUAAAGUGUCCAGAUUAGAUUGAGUCAAAUGUUUACGAUGUCAAAAAAUAUAAACAUGUCUCCAAGCAGUAGACUUUUUAAAAGGAAUAGGAAAAGACUAAUAACGAGUCUAGUCUCUACAUUGUUUGUUUUGACGAUGAUACAUAUGGAUUUUGGUCAAGAGUUUUCACGGGGUCCGCCGGCCAAUGUAUCGUGUCACUACGUAAACAGCAACUUUAGUUUGCCGCUUUUACAAUCAACUUUACCACAAAGAUCAAUAUUCUUCCACCAAACUUCUUGUCCAGCGAACCUGACCCCCAGGCAGGUCUGUUCCAUCGAAUCGGCUGCUAGAACUCAUCCGGCUUGGCAAAUUAACGUUAUAUUCUCAGGUCCUGUACAUUUAGAGACAGUGAAUGGCGUAAAAUUAUUAAAAAGCUUCACUAAUAUUAAAUUCUGGACGAUUAAUAUAAAGGAUUUCGCCACGAAUACUCCGUUGGAAGGAUUGGUUAGCAGUGGUGUGUUAAGUAAAUGCAAAUGGGGCAUGGAGCGCACGAGAGAUGUGUUGAAAUAUUUAUCAUUAUACAGGUUUGGGGGUAUAUUCUUAGAUUUGGAUAUUAUAAUUGCCCGCACCUUAGGCUCUUUGGCCAGGAAUUGGGCGGCGAGGGAAAACGCAAAUAAAGUAGGAGAUGGUAUAUUAGCUAUUUCCAAGAAUAGUAUAGGACAUAAUAUCACUGACGCUGCGAUCAGGUACAUCGUGUCAAUUUACAAGAAUAACGAUUGGUGUAAGGAAAGUCAGGAUGUGGUGAUGGGGGUGCUCCAAGAAUUAUGUUCCACUCCCGAUGCGAACUAUAUGUCCGCAGCAACUUGUAACGGUUUCGAAGUUUAUGGCUCACAAUUCUUCUAUCCAAUUGGAAAGCAAUCGGCCCGCGAAUAUUUUGUUCCGGGAGAAGUACAAGACCUCAGCGCCUAUAUUUAUCACCUAUGGGGAGAUGUUACGAGUGGAUAUAAAAUUUCUAAGUCUUCUCCAUACUCUAAACUUGCUAGAAGGUUCUGUCCUAAUGCUUAUGGUUUAUAUUACGAAGACUAAUAUAUAUAUAUUUUUAAUUGUAGGUUAAGCAAAUUUUUAGUACAUAAACAUUUUUUAUUGUAUUUAGAGCAAUUAAAUUAAUUUCCUUUUUAAUUUUUUUGUUGUAAAAUUUUGAAACAAUUUUGUUAUGAAAUCGAAAAGCAAUAAAAUGUGUUUCAAUUCAUUAUUAAAUAUAAAAAAGUAACUAUACAAUUGACUACUGUUAAUAUUACGUAUAUAUUCGAAAUUAUACAAAUAACUUUACAUGCAGAAAUAUUUUAAAACAAUUUAAAAAAAAAUGAUUUGAGAAGUAAUUUAUUCCACAAUAAUAAUAAAAAGAUAUUACUGGAGUAAUAAAAAGAUUUUUCGAAAGAUAAAAAUUGUAAGGUACACUAUGUAUCGUUUUCCGUUGAUAUAUUAUAUUUGUUUAUAAAAUUGGACAAUUUAUAGUUGCGUUUCAGUGAGAGUGAGUGUGGAUGUGUUUUUAAUCCAUUCGUAUAUUUUCAUAACCUAAGCUGUUACCUUGCCAUAAAAAAAUAUCUGUCAGUGUAAUCUGAAAUUCAUUAUAAGUAAUUGAUUCAGUCAAAACUCAUGCAAAAAUCACUGGAUAUGGAACCUGGUGACUGGACAGU